Messenger RNA from Gallus gallus (chicken), 3477 nucleotides. Its product is annotated as E3 ubiquitin-protein ligase ICP0-like. The record is from RefSeq and is a predicted model, not a curated record. The transcript is spliced from 2 exons. Lineage: Eukaryota; Metazoa; Chordata; Aves; Galliformes; Phasianidae. Gene Ontology annotation, biological process: protein monoubiquitination; protein polyubiquitination. Gene Ontology annotation, molecular function: ubiquitin protein ligase activity; metal ion binding. Bases 957 to 1856 code for a protein of 299 amino acids.
UGCAGUGCAGCAACCCAAAAUAAUACUUGGAAUUACUAAGUAAGAUUCCUUCAUUUGGAAGACAUGGGCUUCCUCUGCGGUACUUUCAGAGAGUGGGUUAGGAGUUAAAGAGGAAUAUGAAGAAAGAUAUAAAACAUGAAGGGACUCAAGGAAAACGCACUACAUACACAGAAGUUCAGUUACCUCAGCUUUCCUAUGAUAUGGCCUAACGUAUUGCAAAUGUUUCUUCCUAGAUGAGGAGCUCAGAUUGGCCCAUGACUGCUUCCUGGGGAAGCUGCCUACAGUGCAUGCUCCUCCAAGGUUUGCACUCAUGGUCCAGGCAAAAUCAGAGACCACUGAGUCUUGGUAUAAGAACCAUGCCUGACAUAGAGACUGCCACCAAUUUGUAUUGCAUCCAAAUCAGAACAGGCAAAAAAGCAUGUCUCUAGUUUCAGAAAGUAUAAAUAGAUCACAGAAGACCGAUUAUAGUGGAGACAGUAAACGUGCAACUUUUAUUUUCCCAAAUGUAUCACCGUUGCAAAGGAAAAUCACGGAAGGAUGCAGGGCGAUGGAGGCACAGGUUGGUGCCCAACACAUGCAGCCAUGGGCGGGGAGGUCACCGCCCAAGGGAUUGUGACUGACAUCAGCGAGAGAUGACUGUGAUCUCACUGACCCUCAUUUAUGAAUUCGGGUGUCGGCAGCAUCCAGCGUGGACUUGUGCCUAGCCUUCAGUCAAGCAGACCUGCAAGACUUGGAGUACUGACCGAGGACAUUCUCGUGUUGUGCUGUGGUGCUGUUGGCAUCAGUUCUUGGUGCCCCUCACCAGUGUUUCCCUGGCCCUGCCUGGCUCUGGCAGCCAGGGCUUCCUGAGGUACACGUGCAGCAGUGGAGUUUGAGACACUUGCCCACUGCCGUGCCAGAGAGGGGAGCAGCUUCUCCAUCUGAGCUCUCCCCAGUCCAUCUUGCAGCCCAGGACCAUGGAGGUGCCGUCCAACUGGAUCUGCCCCAUCUGUGGGAGGACUCAGGAUGACGCAGCCUACGUCACCCCCUGCCUCCACCAACUUUGCUAUGGCUGCGCAGUAUGGUGGGCCAACAAGAAGCCAAGCUGUGCCAUCUGUGGGCAGAACAUCAGGACCAUCCGAUUCUCAGUGAGAUCGGAGGAUGAUUACCUUGAGUGUCCCGUUCCUCAGCCCACACAACAUUCGGAUGAUGGCCUGCAGGAUGAGCAGCGGCCUGCAGAGCCGGCCUUCGUGGCCCCAGAGCACAACUUCCCCCCUGAGGUCUGGGCUGCCUUUUUCCGAGAACAUCCGGAAGACCACAGAGCCCUGCUCCGGUGGCUCCACCGAGAGUUCAGGAGGACCUCUGGGAACAAGUGGUGGGUCGUGCACACAAAGCAGAGCAUCGUGAUGGUGUUCCUCUGCAGGCUGGGGCUCGACGAAGAGGCUUUGCUGCAGGAGCUGCGGCAAUGUCUCAGAGGCCAAACAUUGAGCUUUGUGAGGAGGCUCAUUACCAUCGCUGCAGCCAUGUAUGGCCCAAAGAUCCACCAGCUGCAGGGCCUCCAGAACAACCCUGUGGACAGCCCCAGCCCCACCACCUCCCAUGAGGGGCCUUCUGCCUCCAGCCCCGACCGCUCUGCCAGCCCUGCCGGCCCAAGCACCAAGGAGCUCCCCAGUAUCCCUCGUGGGCAUCCCAGGCACCCCACCACAGAUAUUGUGUCCGCAGAGGAGGAGCCAGGGCAGACAGCAACAACGGGCCCCUCUGCCCAGUGCAGGGACGGCUCGCCUGGGAAGCUCCAGCACCCCUCAAAGAGGAAGGCCAGCAGCAGCCCCCAGGACUCAGCCCCGCCAAGCAAGAGGCGGCCCCGGAGGCAGCACUAGGCCGGCAUCCCACUGCCAGGCAGAGCACGACUCAGGUGGGCUGGGAGACUAACAUUCACUUCUCAGUGUGCUUCUGAGUAAAAAUUAAAAAAAAAAAUAAAAAAUUAAGAAAAUGUCUCUGUUAAUGACGAGGCAAAUGGGGUUGCUGUCUCUGCCCAUGCUGUUCGCUCCCUUUUCUGGUCCUGGGGAAAGCCACAGAAUCAUAUGUUCACUUCCACCAUCAGAAACCAGCCAGUCAUAUGCCCUAAUAAAACAAGCAUGGGUCCCAACACACACAAGAUGGACCUCAUGUUCUUCUAGUAAGAAUUCAAUCAUCAGGAUCCUCUCAUACUGCCGGCUUCAUGGCACAAAUAAUUACCUGCAGAAAAGUUGCAACUGUUGUUGUUGUUGUUGCUUCAAGAAAAAAAACUGAAUCAAGCUCCACAGAGAACAUAAAGCUAGUCUCAACACUGUUUCUGAAGAUUUAACCCUUAUAUUUGUUGGCUAAGUAAUAAGGUGACCAGCAGGAGGAUGGCAGGUAAGGAAUGCCACGUUACGCUACAGAAAAGCAAAGAGUUGGAGAAAAGGACCAGGGAAACAGAAAGUAGAGCAGCAGCAGCAGCAGCAGCAGCCCUCAAGUGGAUUUGAUUAAAAUAAUCUUCUGAGACUUUCUGUGUUUUGUUCUGUCACUGGUUUCUACACAUCCCUAAUGUUUCUAUGUGUGUAACACACAACAUAGCUGACAUAUACAAAGUCAGUGCCUGAAUUAUAUACAUUAUUUGGUUACAUCGUAUUUUUGUAACACAAAUAUUAAAAAAUGCCUUCUGGCCUCUUAGAUAAAUUAUCAUAGAAUCAUAGAAUCAUAGAACGGCCUGGGUUGAAAAGGACCACAAUGAUCAUCGAGUUUCAACCCCCCUGCUAUGUGCAGGGUCGCCAACCACUAGACCACUAACCAUGGUUACUGUAGGCAGUGAAAAAAGUUCCUGAUUAAGCAGGUAAGAAGUCCCAAAGAAAUGGUGCUUUUGUGUUUGCCUUGUCUGCCUGCCCCUACUUCUUGCUAAUGUGAUCCAGUUUUGACAGAGCUGCUGCAGUCUCAGAGAUGUAAGAGCAUCCUGAACAUAACAGGUAUGACCUGGUGAAGAAAGGACAGGUAUGGGGUAGGAGGACCCUGUGUGGUGUGUGGCUGGGAUACCAGGCUUGCGAGACAACCUGGAGCUGUAGUGCUAUGUGAAGAGGUGAAAGCUGACUUGGUGUCCCACUCACUGGAAAAUCUGUUGUUUUUAUAAUAUACAAUAAAGAGAGCUUUGGAACUAGGCCUGUGUCUGGACAAUCUGCUUCAUGACAUAUUUUCUUUUCCCUACUGCUUUAAAGCCUGCUAUAAAUUUUAGUGACUGCUGCAGUCUCCUCAAGAUCCUCCCAAGAUGACAGGAGAACAACAUGCUGAUCUCUAUGCUCAGACCCUCCUGAACAUGCCCAUAUACCAGUGUCAGAGGGAAAAGCAGAUGGUGUGAACUCGUUUAUACCAGAAUUACCCCACAUGAAGUCUCCUCAAAGGCUUCUCAGUAAGAUGGGCACAUCUCCAUCGCCUUUGUGUUACCUGAAAAGAACAAAGGAGCAGGAGCUAAUAUCUGGCUUCCAGAAU